AUGGAUUGUGUAACAUCCAGAUGUGAUGCUGUAUCAUCCAGAUGUUAUGAUGUAUCACCCAGAUGUGAUUCUGUAACAUCCAGAUGUGAUGCUGUAACAUCCAGAUGUGAUGCUGUAGCAUCCAGAUGUUAUGAUCUAGCAUCCAGAUGUGAUGCUGUAACAUCCAGAAGUUAUGAUGUAGCAUCCAGAUGUGAUGCUGUAACAUCCAGAUGUUAUGAUGUAGCAUCCAGAUGUGAUGCUGUAACAUCCAGAUGUUAUGAUGUAGCAUCCAGAUGUGAUGCUGUACCAUCCAGAUGUGAUGCUGUAACAUCCAGAUGUUAUGAUGUAGCAUCCAGAUGUGAUGCUGUACCAUCCAGAUGUGAUGCUGUACCAUCCAGAUGUGAUGCUGUAACAUCCAGAUGUUAUGAUGUAGCAUCCAGAUGUGAUGCUGUACCAUCCAGAUGUGAUGCUGUAACAUCCAGAUGUGAUGCUGUAACAUCCAGAUGUGAUGCUGUAACAUCCAGAUGUUAUGAUGUAGCAUCCAGAUGUGAUGCUGUAACAUCCAGAUGUUAUGAUGUAGCAUCCAGAUGUGAUGCUGUACCAUCCAGAUGUGAUGCUGUACCAUACAGAUGUGAUGCUGUACCAUACAGAUGUGAUGCUGUAACAUCCAGAUGUUAUGAUGUAACAUCCAGAUGUGAUGCUGUAACAUCCAGAUGUUAUGAUGUAGCAUCCAGAUGUGAUGCUGUACCAUCCAGAUGUGAUGCUGUAACAUCCAGAUGUUAUGAUGUACCAUCCAGAUGUGAUGCUGUAACAUCCAGAUGUGAUGCUGUAACAUCCAGAUGUUAUGAUGUAGCAUCCAGAUGUGAUGCUGUAACAUCCAGAUGUGAUUCUUUAACAUCCAGAUGUGAUGCUGUAACAUUUCAUUGUACUUUAAUUGUAGUUAAGCUGGACUGAAGUAUUUUGUAUUGAUCUUUGAUCAGCCUCAUUGAUUAUUGCUGUAUGUCUCCAACUUAAUAAAUUUAUUCUGCUGCUUUUUGA
Melanotaenia boesemani (Boeseman's rainbowfish) is the source of this 1017-nucleotide messenger RNA. RefSeq lists its product as uncharacterized. Lineage: Eukaryota; Metazoa; Chordata; Actinopteri; Atheriniformes; Melanotaeniidae. The record is from RefSeq and is a predicted model, not a curated record. The transcript has 2 exons. The coding region runs from base 1 to 933 and encodes 310 amino acids.